Molecule: messenger RNA, 940 nt
Organism: Aspergillus ibericus CBS 121593
Lineage: Eukaryota; Fungi; Ascomycota; Eurotiomycetes; Eurotiales; Aspergillaceae
Exons: 1
Coding region: 94-675 (193 amino acids)
Source: RefSeq, a predicted model, not a curated record
AUUUCAACUUAGCAUGGCUGGAUCUCUUGCGAAGUUCCCGUCAACUCUGUGAGUUCACCCACGUCUUUUGAAUUGUUACAACGAGUCAUAUCUAUGUGCUCGCCAGAGACAUUGGAGAACUUCCACAACUUUCUCACUAUCGGGGAGGCAACCCAAAUCUGCAGCCGUUUCCACAGCGAUAUAUGGCAGCCUGGAUGUCAAGUUAUGUGGAGCGGUGUGCCCCGUAACUUGGUGCAGACCUGGGCAGAUCAACACGGUAUGCAGACGUUGACAACAGUUAUGGGGCCGCUGAUGGUUCAUGAUCACGCACGGUGUUUAUGGUCCCUAAAGUCAAGCAAAGGGUGGAGUCGAUAUAUGAAGGGUGCAUCUGCUAUGUACGCCUAUCAUAUUGCUAAAGACGGAGGACUAGUUACUGUCCUAACACCGCCACCUCCUGACCUAUAUAACCCUUUCGGCGGAUCAAACUACCAAAUCGUGGAGGAGCCAAUCCUGAAAGGCAAAUUAGGGCCAAAAGUCUUGAAAAUUGAAAUGGUACAUCCGAGUAUACCCGGCGCCGAGGACUUUCACUACCAGAUAUGGCCGAACAACGAGACAACCGUAUGGCAUGACCACUUUGGGUAUCCUCCUCCAGCUACACACUGGCGACAUGCUGUGCAACGGCGAGCGUCACUUUGAGUCCGUAUUUGGAUAUCGGAAUCAACAUGAUGCGGUGGUGGUUUGUCUCCUGGACGGGAUUCAUUCUCAACUGGGUUGGAUGGUUCUGUCCCAUGGCAUCAUGGUAUGACGAGCUUAGGUUUCAAAAAUGAUCCAUUUGGUAGCUACUGAAAAAAAGGUAACUUCCAAACAACUCGAAAGCAGUACUUGAAUCCAGGAAAUAUUGCUCUGACUCAUCCUCCAAUUAAGAGCUCUGGAAACUGAAUCUUGUUGGUUGCUCAACAAU